Messenger RNA from Uloborus diversus, 1815 nucleotides. RefSeq names its product B-cell receptor CD22-like. NCBI's taxonomy places the organism in Eukaryota, Metazoa, Arthropoda, Arachnida, Araneae, Uloboridae. The transcript has 7 exons. The record is from RefSeq and is a predicted model, not a curated record. Gene Ontology annotation, molecular function: cell adhesion molecule binding. Gene Ontology annotation, cellular component: cell-cell junction. Bases 1 to 1815 code for a protein of 604 amino acids. Gene Ontology annotation, biological process: cell-cell adhesion.
AUGGAUGGCGUAGAGAUUGUUUCAAAAGAAACUCCAGAUGGUUCAAGUGAAGUAGUGUCUUCAGUAAAACUUGUCCUAUCUCGAUGGGAUCUCGAAGGAAGACUUGAAUGUCGAGUUGAGAGUGAAGCAGUUCCGACUCCAAUGUUAAUAUGGGUGAAGCUGGACGUCCAUGUAAAACCAAUAUCUCUGCGUGUGAGAGGUCCAACUACACCCGUUGUAGCAGGAGAGAUGGUAUCUCUGACGUGCACCGUAGAAGGCGCGCGACCACCAUCUGAUAUCAAGUGGUUCAAUAGAUCUCUUGAAGUGAUGCCCCAACCACCUGCCUCAAGAGAUCUUAUGAGUGAUGCCACUUGGAGGACAUCAUCUACUCUAGUAUUUAUCGCCUCUCGCCACGACCACCAGGGGGAAUUCCGGUGCCAGGGAGGGAACGAUGUGCAGAGACAUUUGGAAAAAGACCCUCUUCUUCAUGCUGUAAUGCUCGAUGUCCUGUAUCCACCGUUUGUGUCGGCCGAACCUUCACGAGGACUGAGUGUUAACGAAAGUGGAGAGGCAAUUCUCAAUUGCAGCUUCAGCGCAAAUCCACCGAAUGUCACUGAAAUUGCCUGGUACAAAAAUGGAGUACCACAAAGCUUUAGUGCCGCAACUUCGACUCCGAGUUCUUUGUUAACAUUGAAGAAUAUUUCCAGAAAAGACGCUGGUUCCUAUUCUUGUCACGUGAGGAAUGCAUUCGGAAGGGGAAACUCCAGUAAUUCCAUUAACCUCAAUGUCUUAUAUCCGCCAGAAGUUAACAUAAGCGUCCAUCCUGCUGUAGCAACAGAACAGUCAAACGUAGUCUUAUCUUGCCAACCCACUAAUGGGAAUCCUUUAGUGUUGAUUUCCGUGCAAUGGUACCAUAAUGGGAAGUUGUUAGCGGACCAAAGUACAGGAGACAGUCAGCUUACUAUUCAAAACUUAACAAGGCACCAAAGUGGGAAAUAUGCUUGUAGAGGACAGAACUCGGCUGGUUGGAGUCACAACUCAAAACCUCAGUUCCUCGACAUUCACUAUCCCCCAGGACCAGCUCAGCUAACCCUAAACGAACUGACUCCACUUAAAGGUGGUAGCAUUAGUCUUUUUUGUCAGAUGGAAGACCCAGUUGCACCAACGUUCGUCAGGCCACUACCAGCGGUUAGCGGUGCACCACGCAAUGCGUCAUCAGUUCGACUAGUCUGCCACGUGGAAUGUACACCCCUGUGCAAUAUAAGUUGGUACAGAGAUGGUCAACCUUUGCAGGAUUCAAAAUUUUUCGUUCAGGAAAAUCUCUCCCUAGAAGAAGAUCGAAAACGAAAUCUACUUCCUUCCAUAGUCGGCAGUUUAUCCUGGUCUCCUAGUCACUUGCCUCACAGCCGGUUUGACUCUAGUACAUUUAGCUGUCGAAGUUCAGAGAAUACGGUUGGUCCAGGUGUAAACAGUUCCACUAUUUUUCGAAUAGAACAUGCUCCAGAGGAUGUCAGACUAUCUUCCGCUUCCAUGGAAGUGACGGAAGGGGAGCAUGCCCCCAGGGAAGUGACGUGCACUGCUUCCGCCCAUCCUCCGGGACACUUCCUGUGGACGAGGGGGGACAGCGUGGUGUCCCACUCGUCCUCCCUGCGCCUGAAUGCCUCCAGAGAGAUGGCGGGAAACUACUCUUGCACAGUCUGGAAUGAACACGGCCGGAUGAGCAAGCGAUUUGAAUUCAGAGUGAAACGUAAGUCUUUGGCUUCAAUUGAUUCCCCUUUCAUCCAAAGUGUGGAUGGUCAGUCAUCCAAAGCCGAUUUAAUUGAUGCUAUGUUGUGA